This is a messenger RNA of Schizosaccharomyces osmophilus, 1179 nucleotides long. RefSeq names its product U5 snRNP subunit Snu40 (gene lin1). The record is from RefSeq and is a predicted model, not a curated record. Gene Ontology annotation, cellular component: U5 snRNP. Bases 1 to 1179 code for a protein of 392 amino acids. The transcript has 2 exons. Lineage: Eukaryota; Fungi; Ascomycota; Schizosaccharomycetes; Schizosaccharomycetales; Schizosaccharomycetaceae. Gene Ontology annotation, molecular function: protein binding.
AUGAGCCGUGCUUACGAAGGGGCAAAUGCCUCAAGCGAAAAUGAAGAGGACGUGUAUCUGGAAAACGAUGUCAGUAACGUUGGAAGAAAGCGUUACAAAACAAAAGAAGAAGGAUACUAUGAUUCAGACUCUGAAGAAGAGAUAGCGAUGAAAAAGCCCCAAAACGACGGUGAUGCCUCAGACAUGUUUUCAGAGUCAUCUGGAGAUGAAGGAAAAGCAAAGUCCGAUAGAGGAGUGGAAGAGCAAGACCCCUCGGAACGACUUGGUCAACGGGGCCUGUCUUCUCGCAAUGAACUAGACGAUGAGUUUGAGGAGGAGGAUGCAAAUGCACAAGAAAAGUUACGUUAUGAAGACAUCGAAGGUCAGGAAGAUGUUUCAGACUCACAAGGUUCCGAUUUUGAAGAAGAAAACUCGAGUUUAAGCAAGUCAAAGGUCACGCCGUUCAAUUUAAAAGAAGAUAUGGAAGAAGGUGAUUUUGACGAAACUGGAAACUUUGUACGAAAGUCCAAUGACCCACAUGAUCAGUAUGAUGCUUGGUUAAAUGGCGAUGUUUCUUCCAAACGGAGCAUCACUGCUGCAAAGAGAGCAGAGUUUGCACGAAAACAACAAGCUCAUAAGAAAAUGCUUUCUGACAUGGAAGAAUCAAAACUACUUCCUUUUCACACUGUCCCAGAGGCAUUGUCUUUUCUUAUUGUACGAAUGGAACCAGACGAAAAUGUCCUAAGUUUUCUCCAGAGACAAAGCAUCAAUGGUUCUAUGACAACUCGUGCCAGAAAGCAAAAAAAGACUACAGAAAAUCUUUCACCGGAACGUCAGUCAGCCGAUGAAUAUCGUAAACAGCUGAUUGAAACCAUAACAGGUUGUAUCACCUUCCUAGAAGAUCGAAUAAAAAUGGAGAGCUUGUACUUGGAAACUAAAGAGGCUUUACAAAGACUUUUUCAACGAAUUACUCAUGAAACUUGGAAGCCGCCGACAGUUGAUAUGGAAAAAGCCUCAUUUUCCUUUAAGUGGGAAGGGGAUGAAAAUAUAUAUGGGCCUUAUUCUGCCUCCCAAAUGCAGGCUUGGGAUAAUCAAGGAUAUUUUACAAAUGCAAAGCUAGCAGCUUUCAUUUCUACGUCUCCAGAGAGCGGUUGGAUGUUUCCACAAAACGUUUCUUAUUUGAGUGAAAACUCAAUCUGA